Monodelphis domestica (gray short-tailed opossum) is the source of this 1441-nucleotide messenger RNA. Its product is annotated as olfactory receptor 7C1. Gene Ontology annotation, cellular component: membrane. Gene Ontology annotation, biological process: G protein-coupled receptor signaling pathway. Gene Ontology annotation, molecular function: G protein-coupled receptor activity; olfactory receptor activity. Lineage: Eukaryota; Metazoa; Chordata; Mammalia; Didelphimorphia; Didelphidae. The record is from RefSeq and is a predicted model, not a curated record.
GGGGGUCUCCAAGGAUAUAAGAGCUGAAAGUGUUUAGAGGUCACCUAGUCCAACUCCACUUUAAAUAUAAGGAAACUGAGACACAGAAAGAGGAAUUGACUCAUCUGAAAAAAUAAAAGGCAUAGAUCUUGCAUUUGAACUUGAGUCUUCUAACUCUAAAUCUAGUGUUUUCUCCAUUACAAAAUAUGGGAUGACCAAAUUUCCAUUUUGUUAACUUCUCACUUCCUUUCCUUGUAGAUAUAUCAGAUGUAUGGAACCAGAAAACCAAACAUACCUGUCAGGGUUUCUCCUCCUGGGAAUUUCUGAGAAGGAAGAACAGCAGAUGCCCCUCUUUGGGCUCUUCCUGGGCAUGUACUUGGUCACUGUGUUUGGGAAUGUUCUCAUCAUGCUGGCCAUUGGCUCAGACUCCCAUCUCCACACCCCAAUGUACUUCUUUCUCUCCAAUCUGUCCCUGGUAGAUCUAUGUCUAGUUACUACCUUGGUACCCAAGAUGCUGGUGAACAUGUUAACACACAAUAAGGCCAUCUCAUAUGCUGGAUGCUUUGCUCAGAUGUACUUCUUUAUGAAUUUUGCUUGUUCAGACAAUUUACUCCUUACUGUCAUGGCCUAUGACCGCUUUGUGGCCAUCUGUCACCCUCUACACUAUGUCACUCUGAUGAGUCCACGCAUUUGUAGCCUACUGAUUCUGAUCUCAUGGACUAUAAGUAUUCUAUACUCCAUUUUUCAAAUUGUAAUGAUGAUGAGACUGUCUUUCUGCACAAAACGUGAAAUUUCCCACUUUUUCUGUGAGCUUAGUGAAGUUAUAAGGAUUUCCUGUUCUGACACCCUCAUCAAUAACAUAGUAGUAUAUUUUGCAACUGGUCUCCUGGGUGUUCUCCCCCUCACAGGGAUCCUUUUCUCUUACUCUCAGAUCUGCUCCUCAAUAUUAAAAGUACCAUCACCGGGAGGAAAAUAUAAAGCCUUUUCUACCUGUGGGUCUCACCUCUCUGUUGUUUCAUUAUUCUAUGGGACAGGUCUUGGAGUUUAUCUGAGUUCUGCAACUACCCACUACUCUAGGAAUAUCUCAAUUGCCUCAGUGAUGUAUUCUGUGGUAACCCCAAUGUUGAACCCCUUCAUUUAUAGCCUGAGAAACAAGGAUAUAAAGGAUGCUCUGAAGAGGAUCAUUAACAGAACAGCAUCCCCUUAAUGACUGGGCAUCACACUGGGAAUCUGACACCUGUAACUGAGGUCAAGAGUCUGGCAGACAGAGGAGCAGUUAGGUGAUUCAGUGGAUUGAGAGCGAGGCCUAGAUAUGGGAGAUUAUGGGUUUAAAUAUAGCCUCAGAUAUUUCUCAGUUGUGUAACCAUGGAAAAGUCACAUAGCCCCCAUUGCCUAACCUUUACCACUCUUCUGCCUAAGAACCAAUACACAGUAUUGAUUCUAAAACGAAAUUAAGGGUUUU